Carica papaya (papaya) is the source of this 1277-nucleotide messenger RNA. RefSeq names its product glutathione transferase lambda 2 (gene GSTL2). The record is from RefSeq and is a predicted model, not a curated record. Gene Ontology annotation, biological process: protein glutathionylation. Gene Ontology annotation, molecular function: glutathione transferase activity. NCBI's taxonomy places the organism in Eukaryota, Viridiplantae, Streptophyta, Magnoliopsida, Brassicales, Caricaceae.
UUGCUAGUUUAACAGUCAAUUUAGCCAAACGCGAAGGAGAAAAAGGAGUGGGGAAGGUUCAAAAUGGAAGCUCUGAAAAUUAGCUAUGGUGUUACCAACGUGUCACUGCUGGCGUCUUCCAGAGAUACUUCAAUUUCUCUGUUUCCUUUUCUCUCCAAGAAAAUUGGUUGUGUUUGUACUGUAAGAUUCCCGAGAAAUGGCAAAUUCCUUCUUCGUGAUAAUAGGGUUACGUUACACGCACAAUUCUUACGGUCCACAGUUAGCAGAUAUAAAGGAGCUACACGUGUAUCAGCUACUUUGGAAACGGUAAGCGCGGGAGAAAUUUUACCACCACCUCUUGAUUCAUCUUCAGAUCCUCCUCCACUCUUUGAUGGAACAACAAGGUUGUAUAUAUCAUAUACGUGUCCCUACGCACAGCGUGUGUGGAUUACUCGUAACUGUAAGGGUUUAGAGGAUAAGAUAAGAUUAGUUCCAAUUGAUCUGCAAAACAGGCCUGCUUGGUAUAAGGAGAAUGUGAACCCAGCUAACAAGGUGCCAGCCUUGGAACACAAUAAUGAAGUCAAGGGGGAGAGUCUUGACUUGAUUAGAUAUGUUGAUAGUCACUUUGAAGGGCCUUCACUUUUCCCUGAUGAUCCUGUCAAGAAAGAAUUUGCGGAAGAGCUGUUUUCAUAUACUGACACCUUUAAUAAAGCUGUGGUUUCUUCGCUUAAUGGAAAGAUAAAUGGAGCGAGUGAUGCAUUUGAUCACAUUGAAAAAGCUCUUUCCAAAUUUGACGAUGGGCCAUUUCUUCUUGGUCAGUUCAGUCUGGUGGAUAUAGCUUUUGCUCCAUUCAUUGAAAGAUUUGAGCCUGUACUCCUGGAUGUGAAGAACUAUGACAUUACCUCUGGCAGGCCUAAACUGACCGCUUGGAUUGAGGAAAUGAACAAAAUUGAGGCCUACAAACGCACACGUCAUGAUCCAAAAGAGCAUGUUGAGAGGUACAGGAGACGGUUCUUGGGAAACUAGAAAUUCACAUCCCAUGAAGUUCUCAGCUGGUUUUUAGAACUGCUGAAAUGGCAGAGUCGAAUUUUUUUUUUCCAACCUGCGCUCUUCAAUAGGCUCUGCUCUGAAUUCUGAUUUUUCACUUUUAUUCUCAACCAGAAGCUGAAGUCUGUAACUUACAACACUGUCACAUCUCAUCUCCGAGAAUAAUGUCUUGCAUGUGUUCUUGUGUUUGCUCCUUGUAAUUUGACGCUCUUCAACAUAAAUAUCAGCAGUAGUCCACCAGAUUUGACCAG